AUGCUGUCCUGCUUCGGUUUCCGCAGGUCGAGCGCCGACGAGCGCCAGCCGCUGCUGCCUCGGUACCGCGACGACACGGUCCUGCAGAGGGAGCUGCACCAGAAGCUGCAUUCAUAUCAGAUGAUAAGGGCCCUCUCGAAAGGGUACAUGCCCUCGAACGAGCAGCUCAUCGUCAACAUCCGCACCCUGCUGGCUUCCGACGUCCUCAACCCGGGCGAGCACGAUCUGAGCAACUCUGGCCGUCUUCUGGUUAAGUUCACGAAGCAAUGGCUCACCGAAUUCCUCGAACUGCUGCAGCAUAAAAACGCCAGCGAUCAGAUUCAGGACUUCAUCUGGUUCCUGUCCAAGUCCAAGAUCUCGGUCGACGUCGACGACAUCGCUUCCAGGGCAAGCAAGGCCAAGUCCCAGGCGAACACGGCCGCAGCCUACAGGAGCCUUCAAACUGUCGGCUCGCUGCUGCUCACGAACUCGGACUUCCGCCUCUUCCUCUCUGACAUCAAUGUCAUCGGACGCGAAGUGUUCAAGGACACGGCGUUCAAGCUGUCCGAUGUAGCAGAGGAGGCAGGGAAGAAGCUUGCGCCUUCGGAGCAGGAGCAACUGUCCUUGAAGGAGCCGGGUGCCGAUGCCGGCCCUGCGCCCACCGAGCAAGAGCUCGAGCAAGAUGUUGCCGACUUCUCCAAGGUUGUCGGCAACGGUGCUACCCAGGUGGCCAAAGAAGCGGGGCACAGCCUCGCCGACCACGUCGGCGGCGAAGAAAAGGACACGCUGCUCUACCGCCUGAAGCAAGCGGUGCUGAAGCUGAGAAAACGGAAUGACUAUUCCGACUCGGUGUCGACGCUCUCGCUGCUGGUCCAGCGCUAUGCAAUGGUGUACUCUCGUGCUGUGCAAGAAACCGUGAACAUCGCUCAGGAUGACUUACAUGAAAAUGACGCCAUGGACCGCGCAAUCAAGAACUUUUGGCUAUUCCUGACCUCCUUUGGAGACAGGAAAGCCUGGGAAGACUUGGAAGACAAGUUCCAAAAAGUCAUGGAACACAGCAAGAACGAUCCGGAGUUUGAAGAUCUGAUGCUUGACAUGGGAAAUUCUCUUCAGAAGCUGCUGACCGACCCUGAAUUCUUGGAACACGCAGACGAAAAGUUCCAGGCCCUUCGGAAGAAGGCUCGUGGCGUCGGCACCGACUCGUCCUUGCGCAAAGACGUGGAUGAUUUCCUCGGCCAGGCCCAAGCCACCCUCGAGGCCGUCUCGCACGAUGAGGAUAUCGCCAAGCUCGUCCGGACGUCCAUGCAGAUUGUCCACAUACUCUCUCCAAAGUACCAGUACACCAACGGGGAGCUGGUGGCAGAUUCCAUCAACGUUUUCGUGCCUCUGCUCGUCCAGGCGGUGCAGUACGUGCCGAUCCCGCGGCUGGAGGUUUCCACUCCCGAGAUAGAUUUGCUGCUGGAGAACUUGAUCGUGGAACCGGGAAAGACGGUCAACCACACGUCGUUUUUCCCCUACAAGUUUCGGGUGGAGACGUACAACGACCUUGAGAUUCGCAAGGCUCGCUUCCGAACGACGUCGUCGGUGUCUUCUCAAGUCACCGUCAAGAUAGACGGACUCUCGGUGCGGGCUGAUGAAGUAGGCUUCUGGCUGCGUGCCCACUCGGGCAUAUUCCGCCUUGCCGACGCCGGCAUCGCGUCUUUCGCACUCGACGAGCGCGGCCUUGACGUCCACAUGGACAUUGAAGUCGGGCGUGAUCGUCUCGAGAAGAUCCUCUCCCUCAAAGCCGUCCGUGUCCACAUCCACAAGCUCAACUACACGCUACGCAAAAGCAAGCUUUCCAUUUUCGGCUGGCUCUUCAAACCCCUGCUCCGCCCAAUCAUCCGCAAGGCGGUUGAAAAGCAGCUCGCUAACGCCAUUGCCGACGCGCUGCAUGCAGCUAACCGUGAAGUGGUCUUUGCGCGCGAACGCCUCCGCGCCACGCAGAUCUCCAGUCCGGAGGAUCUGCGCACGUUCUUCAAGGCCGUUGCUGCAAGGCUGACCCCGGAGGAGGACCCUGACAUGUACACGCGCGUCGGCGUGGCGGAGCCGGGCAAGGGCAUCUUCAAGGGUGUCUACGCGCCGGGGAGCGUGGUCAAGCUCUGGGAGGAAGAGGCUGCCCAGGCUGCCGAGAGAAUCGACGAGUACAGAGAGGACGGAUGGCGGAACGAGAUCUUUGAUACGCACACGAGAAACAUGAUGCAAUGA
Lasiodiplodia theobromae is the source of this 2226-nucleotide messenger RNA. RefSeq names its product Bactericidal permeability-increasing protein. Gene Ontology annotation, molecular function: lipid binding. Lineage: Eukaryota; Fungi; Ascomycota; Dothideomycetes; Botryosphaeriales; Botryosphaeriaceae. The coding region runs from base 1 to 2226 and encodes 741 amino acids. The record is from RefSeq and is a predicted model, not a curated record. The transcript is spliced from 2 exons.